AUGAUUUUCGUCUCACGGAUGAUUAGGCGGCUUCCAGUCAGGCUUCUACCUGAUUCUUCAAUCUACUACAACCCAAGGAUAUGUAGACAAUAUUCCAAAGGAUUUUUACAAAGUUUGAUUGAGAAAGUAAAGGAAGAAACAAGCAAAGACGCCGAGUUAAAAGAAAAUAUAAGGAAGUUUCGAGAGGAAACUGCGAAGUUGGAGCAAACGAAAGAAUUGAAAUCUGUCCGGGAAUUCUAUAAAAAAAUUGAAAAAGAAAUGCCUACUGAUACUGUCGAAAAAGUAAGGGAUACAAUAAAAUCUGUUAAAAGCAAAAUCCGCGAAGAUGCACAACAACUUGCUCGAAGCGAGACCUUAAGAAAGAGCAUGGAAACUCUGUCGAAAGCUGGGGAACAUGUUAAGGAUGCCACUAAAUCACUAAGUGAAACAGAGUUUGUCAAAACGGCCAUUAAGGGUGUUGAAGUAGUUGAGCAAGAACUGCAGUCAGACAGAUCUAAGAUGUACCAAGCUCCAAGUGUCUUAAAGACAAGAAACGAAAUUGCUGGAAAAAGUGAAGAAAGAAUAGUACAGCCUGACAGUGAAACUUCAGGUGUUGUUGUGCAUAAAGAUUCAAAAUGGGUUUCUGCAUGGCAGGACUUCAAAGAAAAUAAUCAGUAUGUUCAAAGAUUUUUCGAUUUGAAAGCGCAUUACGAAGAAAGUGAUCAUUUAGUCGUUCGAUCAUUACGAUUUGUAACUGAUAGAAUCUCAGGUUUAUUCAGUGGUCUUAAAUCAACAAAUGAACUACAACUAGUGUUGGAUGAAAUUACAAAGUUGGAUCCAACUUUUACCUUGGAAUCGUUUAUUCGUCACUGUCGAUUCGUUAUUAUACCAAAUGUACUAGAGGCUAUUGUCAGAGUGGAUUUAAACAUUCUUAAGGAUUGGUGCUAUGAAGCGCCUUACAAUGUUCUUGCACAGCCAUUAAAACAAAUUCAACAACUUGGCUGCAUAUCUGAAUCCCGCAUACUGGAUAUACAUAAUGUUGAUGUUCAAAUGGGUAAAAUGAUGGAACAGGGACCAGUAUUGGUUAUCACAUUCCAAGCUCAACAGAUCAAUUGUAUUCGCGAUAAAAGCGGUACUGUACGUGAAGGUGAUCCACAUAAGGUGUUACGUGUAACGCAUGUUUGGGCAUUGUGUCGAGAUCAAAGUGAACUGCAUCCUUUAGCAGCAUGGCGUUUACUAGAUAUUGCUAUGAUUCCAUCUGAACAAUGGGUGUAA
This is a messenger RNA of Trichobilharzia regenti, 1254 nucleotides long. The record is from the annotation of a GenBank genome assembly. NCBI's taxonomy places the organism in Eukaryota, Metazoa, Platyhelminthes, Trematoda, Strigeidida, Schistosomatidae.